CAUAAAAAAAAAACAAAAAAAAAAAAAAAAAAUAUCGUUGCUGCUGAUCGUAUCAAAGACGGUAAGUGUUGCGCCACCAGUAGGUAUUCGCGCAGGCUCGGAAGACACACACGUCUGGCAUAUUGUCACAGCUUUCUUAUCAGGGCGUCAAGUCGCGCUCGUUUCGACGCUACGUUCACGGGCUGCUUUGUUCCAUUUUCUCGUUGUUUUUAAUGAUUUAACGUUUAUUGUUUUUAAAAUGACGUUCGAGAAGGACAGACGUGCGAGGAGAGCCAUGGCUUCGAACGACCUUGAGAUCGGCAUGCGCUGCGUCAAGUACCUGCUCUGCGCCGUUAAUUUUUUAUUUGUGUUGACAGGUGUAGCCAUUAUUGCAAUGGGCUCGACCAUAUUUACCAUGUACGAGGAUUUUUCUUACUUCUUGGACGCCCGAUACUUUUCCCCGGCGAUGCUCCUCGUCGCCGUUGGAGUAGCCAUCUUUGUCGUGGCCUUUUUCGGCUGCUGCGGAGCACUCAGGGAAAGUACUUGCAUGGUUCUGGUGUUUGCAGUGUCGCUGUUUAUGAUAUUGUUCUUGGAAUUUUCGGCUGCCCUGGCAUCUUACGCCUACAGGGACGUUAUUAUUAACGUUAUUGACGCAAAGAUCGAUCAAACGAUGCACAUGUACGAAAGCAAUGUCGAAGCCAAGAGGGCCAUUGAUUGUUUGCAAACACAGGCAUGUAUACAUAUACCUAUGAAAGAUUUCGUCAACGUUCAGCUGUUGGCGCUUUUACUCUAA
Molecule: messenger RNA, 772 nt
Organism: Copidosoma floridanum
Lineage: Eukaryota; Metazoa; Arthropoda; Insecta; Hymenoptera; Encyrtidae
Cellular component (GO): plasma membrane
Source: RefSeq, a predicted model, not a curated record